CCUAAAACCUUCAAAAUGUCGUCAAAGUUAUCUCCAGUUUGCAGUUAUCUGCUCAAUUUUCGACCAUUCAUUCACAUUCAAUUCAACCUUGAUUGAUUCUUUAUUUUCCUGUGUCUAUUCACCUUCGAUAUAAUUUUAUCUUUCUCCGAGAUUCUCUACAGGAGUCGAUUUCGGAGAGUUCUGAAAGAAAUUUGUUCCUGUCCAAUUCGCAACAUUGUAAGUCACUUCUUACCAAUUUUACACCUGACUUUAUUUCUGGAUUAUGCCUUAACAGAAAGUGCCAAAAUGCUUCACUUUCACCAGUAUCGUUCUGCGAAAGCAUUCUUUCUUGCCUUUCUUAUGACCGAGUGCAUUUCCGGCAUAGCGGGGCUAACAAAAUCGCGAUAGUAUUUCAGAUAGUUACUUGAUAACGAUUCUACAAGAUGUGCGGAAUUCUCGGCUUGAUAUUGGCCGCAUUUGACGACCCUUCUUCCACCGCUGCGGCAGCGGAGAUACACGAAGCUCUUUACUAUUUACAACACAGAGGACAAGAUGCCUGUGGAAUCGCUACGUGUGCCGCCGGAGGUCGUAUCUAUCAAUGCAAGGGUAAUGGCAUGGCUGCAAGAGUGUUCCAGGAUGGAUCUCGUGUGCAAGAUCUUCCCGGGUUCAUGGGCUUAGGCCACUUGAGAUACCCAACAGCUGGAAGCAGUGCUAGUGCCGAAGCUCAACCUUUUUAUGUCAACAGUCCUUACGGAAUUACCUUUGCGCAUAAUGGAAACUUGAUCAACGCUCCAGAGCUCAAGCACUUUCUUGAUUUCGAAGCUCAUAGACAUAUCAAUACAGACAGCGACAGUGAGCUUAUGCUUAAUAUCUUCGCCAACGAGCUCAAUGAGACCGGAAAGGCUCGUGUCAACGAGGAAGAUAUCUUCAAGAGCUUGGAGAGAAUGUAUGGCAGAUGCGUUGGAGGUUGGGCUUGUACAGCAAUGUUGGCUGGGUUUGGCAUUCUUGGUUUCCGCGAUCCACACGGCAUUCGUCCUCUUAUCCUGGGCUCUCGACCAUCCUCCACUGUGGCUGGAGCCACGGAUUAUAUGAUGGCUUCUGAAUCUAUCGCUUUGACCCAACUCCAAUUCUCGAAUCUGGUUGAUAUUCUCCCCGGACAAGCCGUCAUCAUUAGAAAGGGCUCGAAACCGCUCUUCAGACAGAUCGUUCCUCAAAAGAACUACGCCCCAGAUAUCUUCGAAUAUGUUUACUUCGCUAGACCUGACUCGAUUAUUGAUGGCAUCAGUGUCCAUAGAAGUCGACAGGCAAUGGGAUAUAAGCUCGCCGAUACCAUCAGCAAAGUUCUUGGGCCAGAAGCAAUUAAAGAGAUUGAUGUUGUUAUUCCAAUCCCGGAAACUUCCAAUACAUCAGCUCAGAGUGUUUCGGAGCGUCUAAACAUCCCUUACUGCCAAGGUUUUGUCAAGAACCGUUAUGUAUUCCGCACUUUCAUCAUGCCCGGACAAGGUGCUCGUCAGAAGUCUGUCCGCCGCAAGCUCAGUGCCAUGGAGUCUGAAUUUGCCGGACGCACAGUGCUUUUGGUUGAUGACAGUAUCGUUCGUGGUACAACGAGUAGGGAGAUUGUACUGAUGGCCCGUGAGGCAGGAGCAAAAAAAGUCAUUUUCGCUUCCUCUGCCCCACCCAUCACCCACGCUCACAUCUACGGUAUCGACCUUGCUUCGCCUCAAGAGCUUGUCGCACAUAAUCGUGAUAGACAUGCAAUUGCUAAACACAUUGGUGCAGAAGAAGUUAUCUAUCAAUCCUUGGAGGAUUUGAAGGCAUCAUGUGCGGAGCUUUCUCCUCGCGACCCAAAGACUCAAGAGUUCGAAGUUGGCGUUUUCUGUGGUACUUAUGUAACACCUGUUCAGGAUGGCUAUUUUGAGCAUUUGGAGAAGAUUCGAGGUGAAACACGCAAGAUGAAGGUCCUGGAAAGUGCGAAGGAAGCUGUCCUUCAUGGUGUAGCAGGAGACAAGGAAUUCAGUCUCAUCACUCAGGGAGCAGUAGUGGACUCUAAUGGUCAGGUAGUCCCCGAAGGCCACCAAGAUAAGGUCAUCAAUGGAACUGCGAAUGGUAAUUCCAGACCCAAGCUAGAGGCCUCUGAAUCCAGUACGCCUUCAGUAAGAGAUCGUCAAGAUAUUAGGUAUGUUUUUUCACUUUCAAUGACUGGUCAUAGAGAACAUGCUGACUCUUAUAGCUUACAUAAUUUCGCUGAUUCCAACAGAGGUUAUGAUUGAAAUUUUCGGAAUUUGGAAAUACACUCAAACUUGUGCAAACUUUUAGACAUGGAGUAAAUAUGGCGUGGCUGUUUGAAUUUGAAUAUUCCAACUAGCAUAGAGGUCUCCACAGAUACCAGCGUCCAGCUCACUGACUGGUAUUGGAAGAGAUUGGCCUACCAAUCAACAAAUAUAAAAAAGAAUUUUCAUGAAACCCACAAUC
This is a messenger RNA of Sclerotinia trifoliorum, 2451 nucleotides long. NCBI's taxonomy places the organism in Eukaryota, Fungi, Ascomycota, Leotiomycetes, Helotiales, Sclerotiniaceae. The record is from the annotation of a GenBank genome assembly.